AUGGCAGCCCCAUCUUGCCCACCUGUCUCUCCCCAGGAGCAGACGUCCAACUUCGCCCUCCAGCAAUACCUCGUCCUGCACUCCCAACACGAGGAGCUCCGCCAGCACCUGGACCAGAUCAGGCCCAUGGCGACGUGCAACACGUCGCUCUCGUCGUCGCCGUCCGUGUCGCCGACCCGCAGCACCUACUCGCCCUUCGGGCAGUACCCCAACGCCUCGUCCGGCGGCGGCCGGAGGCACCACGGCCGCAGCAGGUGCCCGUCGCUCUCGGGGCCCAAGGCGCGGCGCAGCAGCUCGCUCGCGCCCAUCGCGGACGAGACGACCAUCUGGGCUGUGGCCGAGGAGGAGCGGCGCCUCUUCGACGUCAACGAGGGAAUGAAGCGGGCCUUGAUGGAGCUCCUCAACUGCGAGCAGGUGCGGAGCGACAGCUCGUUCCGCAUGUGGGUGCAGUGCCGCCUGAUGGACACGGAAAAGGAGUUGCGUUCCGAGCGGCGACGCAAAAGCGCCCCGUGA
Molecule: messenger RNA, 513 nt
Organism: Colletotrichum graminicola M1.001
Lineage: Eukaryota; Fungi; Ascomycota; Sordariomycetes; Glomerellales; Glomerellaceae
Exons: 1
Coding region: 1-513 (170 amino acids)
Source: RefSeq, a predicted model, not a curated record